This is a messenger RNA of Ctenocephalides felis (cat flea), 2569 nucleotides long. RefSeq names its product plastin-1-like. The transcript is spliced from 8 exons. Gene Ontology annotation, biological process: actin filament network formation; actin filament bundle assembly. The record is from RefSeq and is a predicted model, not a curated record. Gene Ontology annotation, molecular function: calcium ion binding; actin filament binding. Gene Ontology annotation, cellular component: actin filament bundle; actin filament; cytoplasm. NCBI's taxonomy places the organism in Eukaryota, Metazoa, Arthropoda, Insecta, Siphonaptera, Pulicidae. The coding region runs from base 134 to 2029 and encodes 631 amino acids.
CACGCGGCGUCUCGACAAGUCAUUGUCGAUCUACCGCUGUCAGGUGUAACACGCGACUUGAAACAAUUAGCAAGCUCUAAAGAUUUUUCAUUGAUUUUUCGCGAUUUUCUCGAAACAGUGAUUUGAAUUUGAAAUGGAUAUUAAGAACGUCAAACGUCACGAACCCUUGGAGGACUUCUUGUCCGAGUGCAGAUCCGAGAAGUGGCAGCUUGUUUUCGAUAAAAACAAGGAUGGUUUCAUCGAUCUCAAGGAACUUAAAGAAGCGUUGGAUGUAUGCGGUUUCCGGUUACCUGGAUGGAAAGUCCGCCAAAUGACUGAUGAGUUCACGGCCAAGGCGCGCAGUUGCAAUGGCAGAUUAUCGUUUGAUGAAUUCGAACGUUUAUGCAUAGAACUGAAAUCUAACGAGGUCGGUAGUACGUUCAAGCAAGCUGUGUCCAAAAAAGAAAAUUUGGAGACUUUAGGCGGUAUGUCCGAUGCUUCCAGUGAAGGAACAACCCAUUCGGUGCGUCUUGAAGAGCAACUCGCAUUUUCCGAUUGGCUCAACUCGAAUUUAGCUCAUGAUCGCGAUCUCACUCAUCUGUUGCCCAUUGAUCCUGAAGGCAAGACUCUUUAUGACAAACUCAGCGAUGGCAUCAUGCUUUGCAAAAUUAUUAACUUGUCAUGCCCGGAUACCAUUGAUGAACGAGCAAUUAACAAGAAGAAUUUAACGCUUUAUACAAAACAUGAAAACUUAACCCUUGCACUGGUUUCUUCCCAAGUUAUUGGUUGCAAUAUCGUUAACAUUGAUGCUCAUGAUUUGGCGAAAGGAAAACCUCACUUAGUAUUGGGUCUGCUUUGGCAAAUAAUUCGAAUUGGUUUAUUCAACCAAAUCACAUUGGAGCACUGCCCUGGUUUGACUUCUCUUCUGUAUGAAGGUGAAAAAAUAGAUGACUUGAUGAAACUCUCUCCUGAAGCUAUUUUAUUGAGAUGGGUAAAUCAUCAUCUUGCAAACGCUGGAACUAUUAGACGUUGCAAUAACUUCCAAGUCGACAUUUCGGAUUCAGAGGUUUAUACUAUUCUGUUGAAACAAAUUGCACCUCCAGAAGCUCAAGUUACGAACGAAGCUCUCAUGGAACAAGAUAUGACAAAGAGAGCUGAGAUCAUGCUGCAACAAGCUGCUAAACUCAAAUGCAGAAGCUUUGUAACAGCAGCAGAUGUUGUUAAUGGCGUUUAUAAGUUGAAUUUAGCGUUCGUAGCCAACUUGUUCAACAACCAUCCAGGAUUAGAUCGUCCAGAAGGCGAAAUAGAGGGAUUAGAGACUGUGGAAGAGACCCGCGAAGAAAAAACUUACCGGAAUUGGAUGAAUUCUAUGGGCGUUUCACCACAUGUUAAUUGGUUGUAUUCAGACUUAGCUGAUGGUGUUGUGAUAUUCCAAUUGUACGAUGUUAUUAAACCUGGUAUUGUUAACUGGGCUAGAGUGCACAGAAAAUUCUCUACCUUGAGAAAGUUUAUGGAAAAAUUAGAGAAUUGUAACUAUGCUGUUGAUCUUGGAAAACAGAUCAAGUUCUCACUAGUUGGUAUUGCUGGACAGGACAUCAGUGAAGGAAAUGCUACUUUAACUUUAGCGCUCAUAUGGCAGUUGAUGAGAGCUUAUACUUUAUCUGUGUUGACACGUUUGGCAAACACUGGAAGUCCAAUAAUUGAAAGAGAAAUUGUUCAGUGGGUGAAUACCAAGCUAGCAGGUGCCAAUAAAACAACAUCUUUGAGUAGCUUCCAAGACAAAACAAUUUCAGAUGCUAAAGUUGUAAUAGACUUAAUCGAUGCCAUUAAACCGGGAACUAUCAAUUAUGACUUAGUUAAAUCUGGAAAUUCCCAAGAGGAUUGUUUGGCCAAUGCAAAGUAUGCAAUUUCAAUGGCUCGCAAGACCGGUGCUCGUGUGUACGCUCUACCAGAGGAUAUCACUGAAGUGAAACCAAAAAUGGUCAUGACAGUAUUUGCUUGCCUUAUGGCAAUAGACUACAUUCCUAACAUGGAUAGCAUACAGCAAUAACAUAAAUAACAUGAAUUGUCAAUAGAUGCAAAUAAUAAUCUGAAAUGUUCUAUUGCAAAUAUUAAAAAUAUAGUUAAUAGCGCAGCAAUUUAUCAGAUUUGAACAGUAAAGUAAGGAAUAUAAUAGACCAAUCUGGAAUUUUGUUAAUUAAUGGUACUUUAAAGUGCCAUUCUCCUUGCAUGAAAUUAGAUCUAAGAUUAUUUGAUACUGUAAGAUAAGAUUUUGAUAUAACUUUGUGUUAGGCUAUAUUUGUUUCUUCAUAUUAUGAUAUAGAGAUUGCUAAGUAUAAUAUAAGAUUGAAUAUUUUAUUAUAAAAAUAAUUAAUUCUGUGGCUCAAACAUACUUUUCAGUAGUUUUAGUAGUUGAUAUAAUCACUACCUAAACUCUCUAAACGUUUUAACUGGUAAUUCGUAAAUUUGAUUUUGAUUUUUAUGGGCAACAACAAAAUUUCAGCUUGGUCCUAAUAUUAGAAGAUAAAGUUUUAAUUUGAUUGCAAUAUUUCACUUACUUAAUUAUUACUUCAACCUAAUUAAUUAUACC